AUGGCUUCCGACGCCAAGGAGGUAGCCGUUGACCUCGCCCCUAUCCUCCGAGUCUACAAAGACGGCACGGUGGAAAGACUCAUUGGCUCACCCCACGUCCCACCAUCUCCAGAAGACCCAGCCACCGGCGUCUCCUCCAAAGACACCACCAUCUCAUCACUCAUCUCCGCCAGACUCUAUCUCCCAAACCUCCCCAAAACCACCACCACCACCACCACCCAAAAGCUCCCCAUCUUAGUCUACUUCCACGGCGGAGGCUUCUGCGCCGGAUCCACCUUCUCUUUCUUAAGCCACCGAUACAUGAACCUAAUUGCAUCUGAAUCGAAAGCUCUUAUAGUUGCAGUCGAGUACAGGCUCGCUCCAGAGCACCCUUUGCCUGCGGCUUAUGAAGAUUGCUGGGAUGCUACUCAGUGGGUCGCUUCACACGCCGUUGACGGAAAUGAUGAUGGUGGCGAUAAAGAACUCUGGUUGAUCAACCAUGGUGAUUUUGAGAGGGUUUUCAUUGGUGGGGACAGUGCUGGAGGUAAUAUUGUACAUAACAUCGCCGUGCGUGCUGGUAUUGAGAGCUUUCAUGGCGAUUUGAAAAUCUUGGGAGCUUUUCUUUCUUGCCCUUAUUUCUGGGGAUCCAAGCCUAUGGGAUCGGAGCUGACUGAAAAAAGUGAACAGAUGAAGCUUUACAGGAUUUGGAUGUUUGUUUAUCCUUCGGCGUCUGGUGGCAUCGACAACCCGAUGAUCAAUCCAUUUGCUGAUGAUGCGCCAAGCUUAUCGGGGCUUGGAUGCUCGAAGGUGUUGGUGUGUGUUGCAGAGAAGGAUCCUCUAAGGGACAGAGGUGUACAUUAUGUUGAGGCUGUGAAGGAAGAAAGUGGAUGGAAAGGGGAAGUGGAGCUUGUUGAGGUUGAAGGAGAGGACCAUUGUUUUCACAUCUUUACUCCCGACACUGAGAACGCAAAGAAUCUCAUAAAGCGCUUAGCUUCUUUUAUUGCACAGUGA
Molecule: messenger RNA, 990 nt
Organism: Ilex paraguariensis (yerba mate)
Lineage: Eukaryota; Viridiplantae; Streptophyta; Magnoliopsida; Aquifoliales; Aquifoliaceae
Source: the annotation of a GenBank genome assembly